Messenger RNA from Labrus mixtus (cuckoo wrasse), 1987 nucleotides. RefSeq names its product tetraspanin 18b (gene tspan18b). The coding region runs from base 359 to 1135 and encodes 258 amino acids. The transcript is spliced from 9 exons. Gene Ontology annotation, cellular component: membrane. The record is from RefSeq and is a predicted model, not a curated record. NCBI's taxonomy places the organism in Eukaryota, Metazoa, Chordata, Actinopteri, Labriformes, Labridae.
CUGUUUGCAUACCGAUCUUCCCUCAACGCUGCACGCUUCUCCGAAUUGGGAUCACAGACCUCGGAAGCGGUGGAUUUUAUCAGCUGGACGCUGCUGGUCACAAUUCACCUUUCGAGGGACGACCACACAGAUCUGCAUUUUUUUUUUUCUGUUUAAUUUGAAUACUUACCUCCAGCAAGUCCGAGGCUUCCCCCAAACCGGCUGAUAAGAGCAUUUUUUCUUUUUGAAGGGGACACAGAUUGUCACAGGCAGAGGUUUCGGCGCUGAGAGUCGCGUUGAGCCCAUGAAAACAGGAGAAGAGAGAAAACUGAGAAAAGUCAUCAGCUUCACCUGAACGAGGAGGCAUUAGCAGAUACACAUGGGGCAGGGAGAGGCUUCAGCGCGGGGGACGACCAUGGAGGGGGACUGUCUCAGCUGCAUCAAGUACCUCAUGUUUGUCUUCAAUUUCCUCAUCUUUCUGGGGGGCUCGUUCCUCCUGGGAGUGGGAGUGUGGGUCCUGGUGGACCCCACAGGCUUCAGGGAAAUAGUAGCAGCGAACCCCCUGCUGUUCACCGGGGUCUACAUCAUCCUGGGCAUGGGAGGCAUGCUUUUCCUUCUCGGCUUCCUGGGCUGCUGCGGCGCCAUCCGUGAAAACAAGUGUCUGCUCCUCUUUUUCUUCAUGCUCAUCCUGCUCAUCUUCUUAGCAGAGCUGGCUGCUGCCAUCCUGGCCUUCAUAUUCCGGGAACAUCUGACCAGAGAGUACUUCACCAAGGAGCUGAAGAGACAUUAUCAGGGCUACAACAACACUGAUGUUUUCACCUCCACAUGGAACGCCAUCAUGUCCACAUUUGACUGCUGUGGGGUGAACAGCCCAGAGGAUUUUAAGGACAGUCUGUUCAGGCUGAUCAACCAGAAUCACAUGGUGCCAGAAGCCUGCUGCCAGCAUGCCAGUCAGACCGGGGAGGUGGCCUAUAUCAGCCAGGAGCAGUGCCUAUCAGGAAAUAUGAUGUUCCGCCAUAACAAGGGCUGUUACACCGCAGUUGUUGACUACUUUGAAUUGUACAUCUAUGUGGCUGGAGCGCUGGCCAUCGUGGUGCUGACCAUUGAGCUCUUUGCCAUGGUCUUUGCGAUGUGUCUCUUCAGGGGAAUCCAGUAGAGCUGCUCCGUCUGUGAACUUCUUUCUUUUAAAGGGAAUUCAGGAGAGAAGAAACUCAAAUGAACACUUGUAAAUUUGUUGAUCUGUUUUUCUAUUGGCAAAUUGGUAGGAAAAAAAACUCAGACUCUUGUACUUCACAGCUGGACUUUUGAGGUACUGGGUGGCAAAAAAAAGACACACACAUAUACUUACAUAAAGCUUAGGGAAAGUGGGAGAUCAGAAACAAAGCUGAUGUUAAAUAAAUUGUGUGUGAAGUGGAAACAGUAAUUUUUUGGACCAGGUCUAGCACAGACUGGUGUAACGUGGACGAGCAUGAGGACCAGGUGAAGCCUGAGCAGAAGGCACUGCACUGACUUUUGGAUGAAGAAUAUUUAUAUUAAGUAAAGUUGGCUUAACUGUAAAUAAUGUGUUUUAUGUACACUUUGGCUGCAACCCUCCAAACUUUCAUACUGUAAACUGCAAGACACUCCCUCCCUCCAUACCACUUUUUUAUUUACAGCCACUCUUCUUUUAUGCUGUAUUAUAUAAGCUGUGUGUGUGUAUGUCUGUGUGUGUGUGUGUGUGUGUGUGUGCGUGCACGUGUGUGUGUGCAUGCGUGCGUGUGUGUUUGCGCACUUGUGUGCGUGUGUACAUACUUGAUGCUCUUUUUUUGAAUGUGUAUGAGCUAGAUUGUGAGCAUAAGGCUCUUCAUGAUCCACCUGAGCUUAAAAGCCUCUGGUUCUUUUUCUAUUUGUAUGGUGAUGUUUAUUGCAGUAGUGGUUCCAUGUGGUUUUAGGUGGUGAAAUGUAUGUGUAUGCAUUUGUAUUAGAUUCUUGAAAAGUCAAUGGCAUAAAUGGCAUUCUAAAUGACUGA